UUUUCAGAGUCGAUGAGAGCAAAAGCCUCCUCAGAGCCCUGCCUGUCCUCCAUGAGAAGCACCAGUCCUCAGGCUGCCAUCUGUCCAGCUUCAUCCGGAGGAGGAGAGCUCGACUCGGUGUGCAGCACUGGGCAGAGUUCAGAAAAUGGGAAGCUGAAAUCUGGGUGGAAUUCUGCUUUUUAUCCUCUCCAUCGUUCAGAGAAAACAAACCACUCCCAGCCGUUCCUGUUAGAUGGGGUCAUCCUUCAAGAGGUUCUGCACGCAGCUGUGCUGCUGCUGCUGCGCCGGUGAUGACGACGACGAAGAUGAAAAGCAACCUUUGGUCACUCCAGAUCCGCUGGACUACUUCACCCGGGAAGUCCAGAAGCGGCGAGACGAGGAGACCAACCUGUGGAGCGAACCUGGAGACCCCAGCCACUCGGAGAGGGACGACGACCGCACGCUUUAUACUCUGCUCCAGGCCAGGAACCAGACCCGGGUCGGAUCCACGGGUUAUCGUCGCCUGAGCGUCGACAUCGAGGCCAUGAGAGACACACGCAGAGAGGUCCGGGACAAAUGGAAAACAAUCCUGGAAAACCUGGGCUUCAUGGCCGAGGCSGACUCCCUGCUGAACGUGUCYGCCGGCGCGUCACUUGACCGCAUGMGGAACGCCCCGGCAGCACGCGCCAUGCUUCACACGCUGCACACCGAGACCUCCAUCUUCAGCAGCAAGGAGCCCCCGCCCGAGAGAUAUCUGUUCAUCCUGGACCGUCUCCUGUACCUGGACAUAGGCGAGGACUUCCUGGCGAAGGCGAAGCGCUUCUACCCUCCGAGAGACGACUCGGAUGAGGAGGAGACGACGGGCCUCGCCAUCAACCUGCCCCUGCUGCUGGCCAGAGUCCAGGCCAUGAACGGACGUGGUGCUGAAGAUGAGGAUGAGGAUGAUGAGAUGGAUGAUGAAAACUGAGCCAACUGGUCUGCAGUGAUGACAGACAGACAGCAGGGGGCAGCAUCAACCCUGGAUUCAUUCAGGGGGRGUUAUUUUUCUCAAUUUUAGUUUUAAAGCAAUUAGUCGAACUGCACUGCUUGAGUCUUUAUUCUUUCUUUCAAAAAAAGUUUUUUGAGAUUUUUAUUGGAAAGAUAAUUUUACAUUUAAAUCUGUUUCUAAAAUCAGUGUUUAAGUCUAUUUGACUUUAAAACGAGCAGGGACUGUGAAAGCUAAAUGAAUGUGGUGGGUGGCUGUCCUUUCUUUUAAAAAAAAAAGGUGAAGUUUCAGAAUAAAAGCGCGAGUCUGUGGAUGUGUUCAGGUUGAAAUAAAAAUUCUGCCUCCA
This is a messenger RNA of Austrofundulus limnaeus, 1310 nucleotides long. It is a transcript of the gene mreg, whose product is annotated as melanoregulin. Gene Ontology annotation, biological process: melanosome transport. NCBI's taxonomy places the organism in Eukaryota, Metazoa, Chordata, Actinopteri, Cyprinodontiformes, Rivulidae. The record is from RefSeq and is a predicted model, not a curated record. The transcript is spliced from 6 exons. The coding region runs from base 233 to 946 and encodes 237 amino acids. Gene Ontology annotation, cellular component: melanosome.